Onthophagus taurus is the source of this 2428-nucleotide messenger RNA. RefSeq lists its product as uncharacterized. The record is from RefSeq and is a predicted model, not a curated record. Lineage: Eukaryota; Metazoa; Arthropoda; Insecta; Coleoptera; Scarabaeidae.
UCUGCAGUCGGUUAACGUGGCUUGCGCGCACAGCAUGUACUACCCAAAUCACAACAAAAGCUCUAUGAAGUAACACGAAAUCAACCCCCCCAUUUGGUGGAGAAAUCGCGCGCGCAACAACAAGUUCUUCCGUUUUUACUAUUAUUUUUAUUUAUUUUUUUAAAGGUGCCAAAACCACCAAAAACAUCUUCAACCACAAGAAAAACCAGAUUCAAUAAUGCCACAAAGCCCGAUGGUAAAUCCUUUAAUGAAGCCGUUUGUGGUGCUCGCUUUGCCGGGAAUGUACCUAUUUUACAAGUAUAACCAGUAUAAAAGAAAACGAAAAGAAAAUGCUCGAAGAAGAUUGACUGAACGCGAACUACAACAUUUAAACAACAAAAUCGAUAAAUUACUAAGUAAAUUGGAGGAAAGUGAACCAGAAUUAGCAACAUGUCAAGAGGAAGAGUGCGUAAUUUGCAUCCAUGCGAAAGCAACGAUGCAAACAGCCCCAUGCGGACACCAAGUCGUCUGUCGGAAAUGUUUCGUAAAAACGAUUCAAAUCGCCGUUUCGCAACGUUUAUUACCUCUUCGUUGUGUUAUAUGCAGAGCAAAAAUAUUAAGACUUAAGACUGGGCCAUUAAUUCCAUCUUCCGUAAGUGGUUACUCCGUGAAUUCUCGGACAUCCUCUGUUCCACAAUCGGAUAGUUUAUACAGCGUGAGCAGCGGAGGCUCCUCCAUCUCUUCGACGUCUUGUUCUUCCGAUGGGAAAGGUCUAACUUGUUGUGGCGGGACUGGUCAUUGCAUGGGGGCUUACCCACGGCAACCAACGGGGGCUUUAAGGAAAUCGCAGCAACACGCGAUGAAAAUUAAGUUGCAAGAGUAUAACAAUAAGAAUGCUGUUAACAGGUUACCUCCAAUUAAAGAGUUACCGGCUUCGAGUCCGAGUCACAGUAUAGCGCCUGCCUCUACAAGAAUAAGAUGUGCCCAAAAAAUUGUAACUCAACUAGAAACGGUUGCUAAAAAUGGGUACAAAUACAAAAAGUUGCCCCAAGAAGAAGAGCCGCAACAAGAAGAAUACUGUGUGGAAGAUAAAAAACGUUGGAACGAAAAAAUUUGGAAACAGAGGCAAAGAAGCGAAGAACGAGAUGAUAACAAAAAGAAUGAGUUGACUGAGAAAGUGAUGGAAAUGAAACAAAAAGGGUUUGAAUUAAAAGGUUGCUUAAAAGAGGAGAAAACCAAAAAAAUCAAUGAGCAUAAAAUGUAAAAGAACAAAUUGAGGUUAUGGUUAAAAAUUUCCUUAUGGUAUAAUUUAUUUUUUUUAUAAAGCCAAAGUCAAUUAGGUUAAAAAAGAAGAAUUAAUAGCAUAUCUACCUUGAGAAAUCAAACUUAAAAGAUAAUAACGAGCAAUAACGUAGAAACAAUCUGAUUCGGAUUUAAAAUGGGAAAUAUAUUAUAUCAUUUUGGAAAGGAUUUUGUGCGAAACGAAACAAUUGUUAAAGUUGACUGCUUUUAUUAGAUUUUAACUGAAAGUACGGAAAAUAUCUUAAAAUAUCUUCAUAAAAUUAUUUAUUAGUUUACUGUUAUUUGUGCCAAACUUCAUCUUUGUUGGUAAAACAAAAUCAUUUCAUUCACAUCGAAGAAAAAGCGUCCAAUUAAAAAAAGCAACUAAUAAUACAAUAAUUUAAAGAAAUGUAACUUAUAAUCAAAUAUCGUGCGUACAAAAGAAAAUAAUUUGUCAAAUUCAAAAAUAUUGAAAACGUCAUUAAAAGUGUCAUUACAAACGUCAUUGAAAACGUCAUCAAAAUAUAAUGAAAAAAUAUAACCUCGAGUUUCGUUAGAAAUAAAUAGUCAAUAAAACUGGUUGUAGGUUGUUAAACUUAUCUUAAAGGUAAGAGUUGAAUUUAUAUGUUUAUUUAUUUAUUAUCAAGUUGUUUAAAAAAAUUUAAAUUUGGCGCGAUAUGAAACUAAAACAAGAAGUGCCAACAUCAAAAAAAAUAAUUACUAAAAUGAAAUGUCAACAUUAAAUUUGAUAAUAAAUAAAUAAUCUUUUUAAAACACUAAAAUAUUAUUGAAACAUUAUUUUAGUAGUGCUAAUAACAUAUCUUUGCUUCAACCAAAAAAUUUACGGUGAAAAAUAAAAGAAAACCUCAGUGGCAAUAAUAAUCUACUUCAAGUUUUAAAUUUUAAGCAUAAAACGUACCGAAAUGAAUUAAAACGAGAACAAAACUGAAUUUUAAAUAAAGGUAACGUUUAAUAAAAAAAAUUUUAUUGAUUAAUGUAGAAAAUAUUACUUAAGUGAAAAAAGAAGUUAGGUUAUGAUUGCGUUUAGGUAAAUUAAAUAAAAAUGUGAGGAUAUAUAUUUAAUAAUACGAUUAAUAGGAGGAAAAACUGUUGUGCAAUACACUUAUGAUUAAAAUAAAUAUUAAUAAAAUACAAGUUUCAAAUAAAA